GUGUGCCCAUGCAAGCCCUGCACAACCACACUUGCCCAGACUCAAGUGCGCACUGCCGUGCUCUGGCGGUGAGGGGGUGAGUGAGGGGCAGGCUCCAACUCCCCUUGGAGUGGCGCCUUCCAAACAGGAAAGUCUCCUUGCGUUGCUCAGGAGCCUGGAGCCAAUGCCUGCAUGGGAGGAGGGCUGCCUGGAGCCCCGUACAGAUUGGUGCUGAUGCUUCUCACCAGUUGUAUGUGCAAGAAAAAAACCAGAGACGCUGCCUGCCUGCUCCCAUCUCGCGCGCGCUCUCCUCUGCUCUCUCCCUCCCUUUGCAAACAUUGGAUUUAAACCUGCUCAGAAUUCAGCACAGAGGAAGGCAGCAGCGGCAGUGGCAGCAGAAGCAGCGGCGAGCCGGGCAGCUGAGCGCCAACGCCGCAGCAUCGAGAUGUACCAUCCCGCCUGCUGGAUCGUCUUCUCCGCCACGACUGCCCUGCUCUUCAUCCCAGGAGUGCCCGUGCGCAGCGGAGAUGCCACCUUCCCCAAAGCCAUGGACAACGUGACGGUCCGGCAGGGGGAGAGCGCCACCCUCAGGUGCACCAUAGAUGACAGAGUCACUCGGGUGGCCUGGCUAAACCGCAGCACAAUCCUCUAUGCUGGAAACGACAAGUGGUCCAUAGAUCCACGUGUCAUCAUCCUGGUCAACACGCCAACCCAAUACAGCAUCAUGAUCCAAAAUGUGGAUGUGUAUGACGAAGGUCCCUACACCUGCUCUGUGCAGACAGACAAUCACCCCAAAACCUCACGGGUCCACCUCAUUGUGCAAGUUCCUCCCCAGAUCAUGAACAUCUCCUCUGACAUCACCGUGAACGAGGGAAGCAGUGUGACCCUGUUGUGUCUUGCAAUUGGUCGACCAGAGCCAACUGUGACAUGGAGACACCUGUCAGUUAAGGGCCAGGGAUUUGUGAGUGAGGAUGAAUACCUGGAAAUCUCCGACAUCAAACGAGACCAGUCUGGGGAGUACGAGUGCAGUGCUCUGAAUGACGUAGCUGCACCCGAUGUGCGGAAAGUGAAAAUCACCGUGAACUACCCUCCCUACAUCUCCAAAGCCAAGAACACUGGGGUCUCGGUUGGUCAGAAGGGCAUCCUGAGCUGCGAAGCAUCUGCAGUCCCCAUGGCCGAUUUCCAGUGGUUCAAGGAAGACACCAGGUUAGCCACUGGUCUGGACGGUGUGAAGAUUGAGAACAAAGGUCGCAUAUCCACACUGACCUUCUUCAAUGUCUCAGAGAAGGAUUAUGGGAACUAUACUUGUGUGGCCACAAACAAGCUUGGGAACACCAAUGCUAGCAUCACAUUGUAUGUAUUAAACCAAACCAACUAA
This is a messenger RNA of Ochotona princeps (American pika), 1357 nucleotides long. RefSeq names its product opioid binding protein/cell adhesion molecule like (gene OPCML). Lineage: Eukaryota; Metazoa; Chordata; Mammalia; Lagomorpha; Ochotonidae. Bases 425 to 1357 code for a protein of 310 amino acids. Gene Ontology annotation, cellular component: neuron projection. The record is from RefSeq and is a predicted model, not a curated record. The transcript has 8 exons.